GCGGGGUGGAAGUAGGGGGCUAGGAACCGGAGGCACGCGACACGCGCGACCCUCCUGGCCACACACUCCCACCUCGUGUCUGCCCUGACGGAGUAGCUCCUGCGCGACGGGGCGAGCGGGCCGCUGGGACUCUGCCCCCUCCUACACCCCAUACCCGGGCGACUGCUCCCGGCCCACAGAGGCCGGGCGGGGAGGAGCCGGGCCGGGGGCGGCCUGGCAGGAAGCAGCGCGUACUUUCCGCUGCAGGAGGAGCAGGUGGCUGAAGUGCGGGCCGGGGCCCCAGGCUUCCUGUGCGCGCCCGCCCGCUACUGUUUCUCGUCAGAGCUCCUUGGGCCACGCUGGCCACCAGGCCCGGCCCCAUGGCCCAGACCCCUGACGGCAUAUCCUGUGAACUGCGAGGGGAGAUCACCAGGUUCCUGUGGCCCAAGGAGGCGGAGCUGCUGCUGAAAACCUGGCUACCAGAGCGGGAAGGUGCUGAUCCAGGUCAUGUCCUGGCACUGCUACGAUGGAGAGCCUACCUGCUCCAUACCUGUCUUCCUCUGAGGGUGGAUUGCACAUUCAGCUACCUGGAGGUCCAGGCCAUGGCACUGCAGGAGACGCCCCCUCAGGUCACCUUUGAGCUGGAGUCCCUGCCUGAGCUGGUCCUGGAGUUUCCUGGCGUGGCUGCCCUGGAACAGCUGGCCCAGCAUGUUGCUGCUGCCAUCAAGAAGGUCUUCCCUCGCUCAACUCUUGGGAAGCUAUUCCGGAGGCCCACACCCCCCUCCAUGCUGGCUAGGCUGGAGAGAAGCAGCCCCUCAGAGGCCACCUCACCCAGCAGCCCCUGUGGUGGCUUCUUGGAGACAUACGAGGCUCUGUGUGACUACAAUGGCUUCCCUUUCCGAGAGGAGAUUCAGUGGGAUGUGGACACCAUCUACCAUCGUCAAGGCUGCCGCCAUUUCAGCCUAGGAGAUUUUAGCCAUCUGGGCAGUCGGGACCUGGCUUUGAGUGUGGCUGCCCUGUCCUACAACCUGUGGUUCCGGUGCCUCUCCUGUGUGGACAUGAAGCUGAGCCUUGAGGUCUUGGAACAGAUUCUGCACAUGAUGAGUCAGUCGUCCCACCUAGAGGAGCUGGUGCUGGAGACCUGUGGCCUGAGGGGAGACUUUGUCCGGCGACUGGCCCAGGCACUGGCAGGGCACUCGAGCUCUGGGCUGCGGGAGCUCAGCCUGGCGGGGAACCUGCUGGAUGACCGAGGUGUGGCUGCCCUCAGCAGACACCUAGAGCAUCGUCCUGGAGCCCUAAGGAGACUCAGCCUAGCGCAGACAGGGUUGACGCCGCGGGGAAUGAGGGCUCUGGGCCGGGCACUGGCUUCCAACACGGCCUUUGACUCUGCCCUGACCCACCUGGACCUUUCCGGGAACCCCGGGGCUCUGGGGGCCUCCGAGGACAAUGGGGGCCUCUAUAGUUUCCUGAGCCGUCCUAAUGUUCUGACAUUCCUGAAUCUCGCAGGCACCGACACUGCCCUGGACACUCUCUUUGCAGCGCUGUCCCGUGGCUGCUGCUGCAACCUCACCCACCUCGACGCUUCAAGGAACGUCUUCUCCCGCACGAAGUCCCGGGCUGCGCCCGCCGCGCUGCAGCUCUUCCUCAGCCGUGCGGGGACGCUUCGGCACCUGGGCCUGGCGGGCUGCAAGCUGCCGCCGGACGCUCUCAGGGCCCUUUUGGAAGGGCUCGCACUCAACACGCACAUGAGCGACCUGCACCUGGACCUCAGCGCUUGUGAGCUGCGCUCAGCGGGCGCUCAGGUGAUACAAGACUUAGUGUGCGAUGCUGGCGCAGUGAGCUCCCUGGAUCUGGCGGAUAAUGGCUUCGGCUCAGACAUGGUCACUCUGGUGCUGGCCAUCGGGAGGAGUCGGUCCCUGCGACAUGUGGCGCUUGGAAGGAACUUCAACGUCCGGUGCAAGGAGACCCUGGAUGACGUCCUGCACCGGAUUGUCCAGCUUAUGCAGGAUGACGACUGUCCCCUGCAGUCUCUGUCCGUGGCAGAGUCGCGGCUGAAACUGGGUGCCAGCGUCUUGCUCCGGGCCCUGGGCACCAAUCCAAAUCUGACGGCGCUGGAUAUCAGUGGCAACGCCAUGGGGGAUACGGGAGCCAAGAUGCUGGCCAAGGCGCUUCGAGUCAACACCAGACUCCGGUCUGUAGUCUGGGACCGGAACCACACGUCUGCUCUGGGCCUGCUGGACGUGGCGCAGGCCCUUGAGCAGAACCGCAGCCUGAAGGCCAUGCCUCUGCCACUGAACGACGUGGCCCAGGCACAGCGCAGCCGCCCGGAACUGACAGCACGUGCAGUGCAUCAGAUCCAAGCCUGUCUCUUGAGGAACAACCGCGCAGACCACGCCUCUUCUGACUGCAUCUCCCGCCCACAGCCACUAGGUCUUGUCUCGGACCCCUCUGAGCAGGAAGUGAACGAGCUGUGUCAGUCGGUGCAGGAGCAUGUGGAGCUGCUGGGCUGUGGGGCUGGGCCCCAAGGUGAAGCCGCUGUGCACCAGGCUGAGGAUGCCAUCCAAAACGCCAACUUCUCUCUCAGUAUUCUCCCCAUUCUAUAUGAGGCUGGGAGCUCCCCAAGCCAUCAAUGGCAGCUGCGGCAGAAGCUGGAGGGCCUCCUCGGACAGGUGGGCGAGGUCUGCCGCCAGGACAUUCAGGACUUCACUCAGGCCACAUUGGACACAACAAGGAGCCUCUGCCCACAGAUGCUGCAGGGACCCAGGUGGAGGGAGCAGCUAGAGGGGGUCCUGGUGGGCUCAAGGGGCCUCCCAGAGCUGCUCCCAGAGCACCUGCUGCAAGAUGCCUUCACUAGGCUCAGAGACAUGCGGCUGUCAGUCACAGGGACCUUGGCAGAGAGCAUUGUGGCUCAGGCUCUGGCGGGUUUGAGUGCUGCCCGGGAUCGGCUGGUGGAGAGUCUGGCUCAGCAGGCAACAGUGGCAAUGCCCCCUGCCAUACCAGCACUGGAUGGAGGUGAGCCCAGUCCCCUUGGGCCUGGGGAAUUGGAAGAUCUUUUCUUCCCUGAGGAGGAGAAGGAAAAGGAGGAGGAUAAAGAGGAGCAGAAGGAUGACAGCCCUCUACAGAAAUGGCCUGAGUCCAGCCAUUGUUUUCACCUGGUCCCUUCCACUCACAGUGCUGCUGAGGAACCAGAGCCGAAGCCCGAGCUGGCGGCUCCGGGAGAAGAUGCGGAGCCGCAGGCGGGGCCGUCCGCGCGUGGCUCUCCAAGCCCCGCGGCCCCCGGGCCCCCGGCCGGCCCGCUGCCUCGUAUGGACCUUCCACCCGCCGGGCAGCCCCUGCGCCACCCGACCCGGGCCCGGCCGCGGCCGCGGCGCCAGCACCACCACCGUCCACCACCGGGGGGCCCCCAGGUGCCCCCAGCCCUGCCGCAGGAAGGGAAUGGGCUCAGUGCCCGCGUGGACGAGGGCGUGGAGGAAUUCUUCUCCAAAAGGCUGAUCCAACAGGAUCGCCUCUGGGCCCCCGAGGAGGACCCAGCCACGGAGGGGGGUACCACCCCUGUCCCCCGUACACUGCGAAAGAAGCUGGGUACCCUCUUUGCCUUCAAGAAGCCUCGUUCAACUCGGGGGCCACGGCCUGAUCUAGAGACCAGCCCUGGGGCAGCUCCCCGCACUCGAAAAACCACACUUGGGGACCUGCUGCGGCCACCAGCCCGUCCUAGCCGUGGUGAGGAGCCUGGUGGGGCUGAGGGAACCACUGGCAGUCCUGACCCUGCCCGCAGGAGCCGGCCUCGCUACACUCGGGAAAGCAAGGCCUACUCAAUGAUACUGCUACCUGCUGAGGAGGAGGAAGCUACACUGGGUGCCAGAUCUGACAAGCGGCGGCCCCUGGAGCGGGGAGACACAGAGCUGGCCCCAUCAUUUGAACAGCGGGUACAGGUGAUGCUGCAGAGGAUCGGUGUGAGCAGAGGCAGCGGGAAUGCUGAAGGCAAGAGGAAGCAAAGCAAAGAUGGAGAGAUCAAGAAGGCCGGCUCAGAUGGUGACAUUAUGGACAGUUCCACGGAGACCCCUCCCAUCUCAAUCAAGUCCCGCACCCACUCCGUGUCUGCUGACCCCUCGUGCAGACCUGGUCUAGGGGGCCAGGGCCCUGAGUCCGCCACUUGGAAGACACUGGGGCAGCAGCUGAAUGCAGAGCUCAGAGGCCGUGGUUGGGGCCAACAGGAUGGUCCAGGCCCCCCCUCCCCUUGUCCCAGCCCAAGCCCCCGAAGAGCCAGUCCCUCCCCGGACAGCCUGGGCCUCCCAGAGGAUCCUUGCUUGGGUCCCAGGAACGAAGAUGGCCAGCUGAGGCCGAGGCCUCUCUCGGCAGGGCGGCGAGCAGUGUCUGUGCAUGAGGACCAGCUCCAGGCUCCUGUUGAACGGCCCCUGCGGCUGCAGCGCUCCCCUGUCCUCAAGCGCAGGCCAAAGCUUGAGGCACCCCCGUCUCCAAGCCUAGGAUCUGGCCUUGGAGCUGAGCCUCUGCCCCUACAGCCUACAGAGCCCUCUUGCCCUGAGCAAAGACCACCCUCCCCAACCACAGACCAAAGAGGCGGCGGCCCCAAACACUGACCCUCUCCUUUCCUGCCGCAUGAGAUUAUUUUAUUAAAAAACUCAAAGGAAGCAGA
Molecule: messenger RNA, 4633 nt
Organism: Diceros bicornis minor
Lineage: Eukaryota; Metazoa; Chordata; Mammalia; Perissodactyla; Rhinocerotidae
Gene: CARMIL2
Product: capping protein regulator and myosin 1 linker 2
Exons: 39
Coding region: 360-4577 (1405 amino acids)
Biological process (GO): regulation of Arp2/3 complex-mediated actin nucleation; cell migration
Cellular component (GO): lamellipodium; plasma membrane
Molecular function (GO): protein binding
Source: RefSeq, a predicted model, not a curated record